UUUGCUAAAAUUGGGUCACACUGUUUAUGACAUCAGAUUUCUGUUUGCAAAAACUUAUUUUUCGUUGAAAAACAUUGCAUAUCCUUGCGACCAGAAGCUCCGGACAAGUCACCGUGCCCACAGCUAUGGCCGAUCCAAAGUUUCAAAACCUUCCGGGAAUCGCCUAUGACCAACCUGAUGUCUACGAAACGCCCGACGAUCCCGAGACGGACACCUCUGAUUACUACGAGGAAGAGCCCGAGAAUGAGGCUAUAGAGCGAAUGCACAUUUCCGCCAGCGCUGCCCACAAACGCUUUAGCGGAGCAACGCUCGAGGGAAGCGUCGACUUUACGGACCGAAUCGGUCGCCGCUCUGGCCGUGGCUACGAUAUGCGAGGCGCUGGCGAAUAUGAGCUGGUGGGACAGGGUGAAAAGGAGACUCCCGUGCAAAAGUGUCAGCGGCUGCAGAUCGAAAUGAACGAACUUUUGAAUGAGGUAGCCGCUCUGCAAGUGGAUCGCAAGAUUGCUGACGAGGAGAAGCAAUCUUACGAUGCUGUUGCCACUGUCAUAAGCACAGCCAAGAAGGUGCUGGAGACUUUGAAGCUGGAACAGGUUCUUGGCAAGGAGCAGGUGCCCAAUAGCAAGCAAGUGAAAGCACUCAUCAGCCAAGUGGAGGAAUUCAAGCAGUCCGGCGUACUGACGGCCAUACCAACACCAGGCACUGAUUUGGCAUCCACAGCUCGUGUGGCUAGUCUCGAGCAACGGCUAUACCAAUUGGAGAAGGCCGUGGGAGCACAGCCGGAAAAGCUAAGCCGUCUGACCGCUGCCACCAACACGAACAAUGUGCUGGAAGCUGUGCGCCAACUCAGCACCAAGGCUGCCCUACUGCAGCCUGACAAGCUGGACACCAUUGAGCAGCGCCUAACGACUCUGGCCGGGAAAAUGGACUCCAUUGCCGAGAAGUCCAGCGGUAGCUCCCAGGACGCCAAACGUGACCAGAAAAUUUCGGAGCUCUAUGAUAUUGCUAAGCGUACGGAGCCUGUUGUCGAAAUACUGCCGCAUGUCAUUGAGCGUAUGCAAGCUCUGGAGUCCCUGCAUAAAUAUGCGAACAACUUUGCUAAGAUUAUAGCCGAAAUUGAGCAGAAGCAGGGUACCAUAACAACCAGUCUGGUCAAUAACAAGGAACUUCUGCAUUCCGUACAGGAGACCUUUGCUCAAAAUCUGGAGACCAUCACCAGCAAAGUGACUAAAGUGGAGCAGCGCGUUACAGCAAUAUCGACAGCUAAAUAAGUGAAGGCACAGCACAUGAAAUAUGUAUUUCCAUUAUAUUAUCCCUUAUAUUUAUUAAAUAACAAACAUUCGAGUCUUUUUUAA
Drosophila subobscura is the source of this 1352-nucleotide messenger RNA. It is a transcript of the gene DCTN2-p50, whose product is annotated as dynactin subunit 2. Gene Ontology annotation, biological process: mitotic spindle organization. Lineage: Eukaryota; Metazoa; Arthropoda; Insecta; Diptera; Drosophilidae. Gene Ontology annotation, cellular component: cytoplasm; dynactin complex; centrosome. The transcript has 3 exons. The record is from RefSeq and is a predicted model, not a curated record. The coding region runs from base 126 to 1268 and encodes 380 amino acids.